AUGUCCUCAACGCUCCCAACUUUCGGCACUGUUCUCGUCGCCGCAGGAACAGGCACACGAGCAGGAAACGCCAAAUGUUCUAAGGUAUAUCGCGAACUUGCCGGAGAGACUGUUAUAUCCCGUGUUGUCCGAGCCUUUCGUGCCUGGGAUCCCGGCCAUCCCAUUGUAAUUGUGCGGCAUGAGAAUGAUGCGGCACUCCUUGCGAAUGCGAUUGAGGGAGCCGAUGGACAGGUAUAUGAGACAGUUGGCGAGGCCACGAGACAGGCUUCUGUUCUGGAGGGCUUGAUAUUCUUGUCGUCAUUGGAACAACCCCCAUCGCAUGUUCUGAUCCACGAUGCGGCGAGACGGUUUAUAUCGCCGUCUUUGUUGGACAAGACCCGACAUGGGAUGCGUGAACAGCCUGAUGUCGGAAUAAUUUUGGCGAUUCCAGUUUCUGACACAAUCAAGUCCGUUGAUGAGAAUGGCUUGAUCUCCCGCACAGUACCGCGAAAAGGUCUAUACCGUGCGCAAACGCCACAAGCAUUUUCGCUACCCACUGCACUGAAGAUUCACGACCAGCUUGCCUAUGAUACAAGUGUCGAGUAUACAGAUGAUGCCUCUCUCUUUGAGCAAGCAGGCCUAUCCGUCCGUGUCAUACAAGGAGAAGAGAAGAACAUGAAACUCACAUAUCCGACGGAUUUCGAACAAGCGGAACGAAUCCUUCAAGCUAAGCCUCGAUUACCAGAGGUUUCUAUUCCCGAUGUCCGCGUUGGACAUGGAUAUGACACCCAUCGACUCAGUCCUGCGACAGAAAUCACCCUCUGUGAUGUCAAAAUCCCCCAUACCUCCGGACUGCUGGGCCACUCAGACGCGGAUGUAGGCCUUCAUGCUGUAACGAAUGCGUUACUGGGCACGAUUGGGGCAGAUGACAUCAGAAGUCAUUUUUCGCCAUCAGAUCCCAAGUGGAAAGGUGCUUCAUCGGAUCAGUUUGUUCGACAUGCCAGGAAACUUGUCAGUGAUGCUGAUGGCGUCAUUACCCAUGGCGAUGUGAGCUUAAUAUGUGAACGGCCUAAGAUUGGUCCACAUCGGGAUGCACUCAAAACGUCUGUGGCUCGUAUACUCUCUUUGGAUAAGUCGCGUGUAUCCAUUAAGGCUGGGACAAAUGAGAAGGUGGGCUUUGUGGGAAGAGAAGAGGGCAUCAUCGGAUUUGCAACGGUAACGGCUGUGUUUCCUGGCGGCGUCCCGCAGGCUGAAAUCAAUCCUGAUUAUGAUACUACCUACUAG
Messenger RNA from Aspergillus oryzae RIB40, 1263 nucleotides. RefSeq lists its product as uncharacterized. The record is from RefSeq and is a predicted model, not a curated record. Gene Ontology annotation, biological process: terpenoid biosynthetic process. The transcript has a single exon. Gene Ontology annotation, molecular function: 2-C-methyl-D-erythritol 4-phosphate cytidylyltransferase activity; 2-C-methyl-D-erythritol 2,4-cyclodiphosphate synthase activity. Lineage: Eukaryota; Fungi; Ascomycota; Eurotiomycetes; Eurotiales; Aspergillaceae. The coding region runs from base 1 to 1263 and encodes 420 amino acids.